Hermetia illucens (black soldier fly) is the source of this 7271-nucleotide messenger RNA. Its product is annotated as serine-rich adhesin for platelets. The coding region runs from base 1205 to 5203 and encodes 1332 amino acids. NCBI's taxonomy places the organism in Eukaryota, Metazoa, Arthropoda, Insecta, Diptera, Stratiomyidae. The record is from RefSeq and is a predicted model, not a curated record. The transcript is spliced from 5 exons.
AUAAAAGUUUUAUUUUGUUCCAUUUUCGUUAAUUUUUUCGCAUUGCAUUCAACAGGCAAUAAAUUUCGUCCUUCUAUAAAAAAUAUAUAUAUUUAUAUAUGCAUACAACUACUUCCUUCCUGGGCACUUAUGUGUUUGUUACGACGCUGUCCGGAUUUCAUUUACGCUCACUGUAGUUGUCUUUUGUCAUAACUUAAUUUAGCAUGGUGCUUUCCAAUUCAAAUUUACAUUGGAUAGCAAAAAAGUUUGAAAUGCAUUGCAGAUAAAUUCCGAUUUGAUUUGUCUUUAAUUAAUAUAACUGUCUCCAUUUAACCAUAUGUUCCUGAUACCCUUAAUAAUAUUUUUUCUGAUAGAAAAAGGGUACUGCAAUGUCCCAUUUGAAUUUCAGGAAAGUUUAUUAUUUUUCACAAGAAAAAAAAUGCUGCAGCUGCGUGUAAAUUUUUAAUAACUACCGAGAACUAAAGCGAAAAACACCUGAUGACAAGUUUUAAAUGGUUUCAUAAAUCUUUAAUAAGAAAUUGUUUAUUUAAAGAGUUCGGUUAUCCGCAGACAGAAAAUAACAAUCGUGAAGUUAGUCAAUCAAUGUCGAUACGGCAGUUCGGAAAGGAGGGGAACUCGCAUUCCAAUCAGAAAGCAAUCGAACAAUAGUUGACAGUUCGUGGUCGUCAUAUUUUUCUCGAUACACGGCGGGCAGUGGAGUGGCCGCGUUUGUUGGUAAAAUGCAUUGAAAUUGUUUUAAAAACCAGCCACAAGGCACUCUAUUGGUAACACAACGAAUACAUGGUGCAAUUUUUCGAAUUGGGCACGUGCAAGUUAUAGAAUUUAGGCGUGAACUCUCCAUUCGAGAGUUGUCGAAACCUGACAGCUAUUGUGAAGGCGAGUGCAAAUUUUUCCCCCACAUCUGAAGCAAAUCUAGUUGGCCCCUUCUGACCAGUGAUCUGUGUCGAAACAAGUGUUUAGCAUAGGCAAAUGAACAGGACAACAAUACCGAAAUUGUGUACUCACGGGCUCGGGCAACAUAUCGCCGUGCAGUCCAUUUGUUGAGAAACGUCGCCUGGACUGACGGUAGCCCAGAAACGUUUUGCGCGAUUAACGGUACAAUUGUGUGGAAAUCUAGUGAAUUUGCAUAAUCCGUGAAAAUCGAGCGAGAGUAGAAGCGCGUGGAGUCAAUGGUCGCAGCGCGACUUCCCAGCUGUCGCGGAAAAUGGAUGACUUGGGUGCGGAGCAUUUGAGUCAACUGUCGUCAUCUUCGAGCAACACCGCCAGCAAAAAGUCGGAUUCAUGUGCAAUUUUCGAUAGCUCGUCUGCGGCGGGUGCACCCACAAAUCAAGUUGCCACUGCAGUCGAGAAGGAUGCAAAAUCGGCAGCGCAAAUGCAUCUGGGUGGCCGCGAACGAGACGGCAAGCGACUGGUGACAGAUGCCAGCGGAGCGACGUGUGUUGCGAGCAACAACGGUGACAAUGUUGCGGGCGAUGCGAGCAACGGUCGGGCCCGUGUUGCUGCCGUGGAUGCACCUGUGGACGACGAUUCUGACGGGAAGGAAAAGGCCGACGUAACGCCAGAGAAUUUGAAAAAAAUCGUGGAUGAUGUCAUGAGCACACCCUCCUCUGGUCCACGCGACGCUGAAGUGGAAGCGGACACGCCAGGGAGCAAGAGUGCAAGUGAUGGAAUUUCGUCGCCCACCACAUCGGCCGACCAGGUGUCUGACCAGGUAGCGGUGGACGACACGGCGACGGGGGACUUGCAAAUUGUUGAGGAUGAAUCACCGACGAAACAAGCUCUGGCUUUUACCAUCGACUUUAGUGAUGGCAUGGAAAAGAAUGCGGCCGCGGCGGCCGCCACUUCGCAAAAGUAUCGCAACAUGGUCGAACGCUUUCAGAGUCGUCAUCGUCGCGGUGCUUCCAUGUCGAAAAUUGAGGAUCAGCCGGCCCCUACCACUCCGGUGACGGGGCGAACACCUCGCGUUGGGUCGGCACAAAGUGUACGCCAGAAAACAGGUGAAACGAGUGAAGCCAAUAAAGUGAAAAUGAGAAUUCGUGAUCAAAGUACUUCCGGUGUGAGGGACGCGAAUAAGAGGCACAGCUGGUCGCCCAGAUCCAGCACGCAUGAACCGCUUGAACCACAGAAACCAAAGGAAGUGAAACAGGUUGAACCUGCACGACCUAGUCGCCGAAACAUCACCACAACGACAACUACAACAAAUUCGAUAGCACCCCAAAACGUAAAUGUCAAAGACGAACAAAAUACAAAAUUUGCCCCUCGAUCAACAGCAAUGCAGCUAGCUCUGAACAAAGUUGAAUUUUCGUGUCCCCAGCCACCCUUAGAUGAUAUCCGUAAGCAAAAGAAGCUAGAUGAUGAUGAAUCAGUCAGUGAGGCGGGCACAUACACCGUUGAUGGUGAUAAUUAUACCGAAGAACAAAAGGAAUUGAUGAACAUCGAUAAAUCAAACAAAAGUCCUGAACGGCGCCGACUUCGUUACCAUGAAGAUGAGCAACUACUUACGGAUACUGGACAGAGCCGUCCAACUGAUCUUCCACUCCAUUUGUCCUCAUCGAUUGAAAGUCGACGUCGCAAUAACGUUUUAGAAAUAAGUUAUUAUCAUGAUUCAACUAGUCUCAAGCCGAAGAUAUCAUAUUUAGAAAAAAUUAAGUCGCGCGUGAAAAGUAUUACUAAAUCACCUGAUAAACAAGAAAAUCCGAUUGCCGACCGUGGGAUGUUCACAAGCGUAACCACAAGUGGUGUUCUUAGCAAAAAGCCAACUUUAGACGCACGGCCGAAGCUUCAAAGAAAAAAUAGUUUAACGAAAUCGCAUAUCGACAGCUCGGAAUACGUUAGCGCAGAUACCAGUUCAAAAUCCAGCGCAACUGGAAGUAGUGUAAUGCAGAGUUACCCAAAUACCGCUUUUACGGAUCAUCAAAAGGCAGAAUAUAAACUUAAUGUCUUUGCGAAACAAUCUGAACACUUCACCGGUGAAAUAACACCACUUCAAACUCCAGAAUCUCCACCAGGUGUAGUUGAUUUACCGGACACUACCGUUCUAAAGACCGCACAAACUAAAAGCGAUUGGAUACAGGAGUGGGCACGGAACGCUCGAGCCCGUAGUGCAACGGUCAAGAGCAAUAACUCCGAUCAAAUGUCCCGCAGUUUCAACUUUGAAAGUUGCGAAGAUUCUAUGUUAAGUGACCCGAUUGCAUAUCACUCGAAGCAAAUUGAUCGAUACCGGCACCAUAGGAUGGGUGAUAUGGAGUAUGCUAGCGAUACGAAUUUAUCAAACCGAAAAAUAAUUCCUGGCUAUGACUAUCAAAAUGUUUGUAUGGGCAAUGGAAACGUAACUGCACGUCCACCCUUGAGUCCAUCGAAAAUUCCGUCACCUGUACACACCGUUGGUCGAACUCGAGCCGUGAAUCGUACACGGGGCAGUCUUCAGGAUCUCUCCCCAAAUGCAUACACGCCUGAGACGGAUGUUUAUUUACAGAAGACUGCAGCAGCGAUUUCGAAUUUAGCACAAAGUUUAAGUCGCAAAAAUUCCUUGCAAAGUUCACCAUCGAGUAAUAAUAAUUCACCGCGGCGUGGAGACGUUUACCAGCCAUGUCAUCAAAGCCAACACUACUCAGCCGAUGAAUACAGUCCCACUCACAAUAAUCAUCAUCAUCAGCAAGGAUUACACAAACGUCACUUAUCGCAAGGUGACUAUCGAACAAACUUAAUGUCACACAGUCUAAAUAGCGACCAGCUGAACGGAAUGCUGGUAGAUUAUAGAAGCAAGCAGCAUCAACGUCCACGACAGCGUCAGAAUUCUUUCGAUGCGGCUAUGUACUCGCCAAGACGUGUAUACCCUUCUCAGCCAUUGGGACAUUCAAUACACCAACAUCCUGGCAAUUUUAUUGAACAAACUAAUCCAUCGAUCAAACACCAACCGCAGCAACAAUCUCCCAUUCGUCGGUCGAGCUCUUUUUCGAACAAAGUGCAUGCUCUAGGGCGCACCAAAGGUAUUGCAAACCAGUCUGGAUCGAACAAAGGAGCGCAAUCUCGUCCACCACUCACCAAUAAGAACACCAUUCAGAAAUCAGCAAGUAGCACCAGUUUUAGGAAAAUGUACAGCGACUACGACGAUAACAUUGAAUAUUAUAUCAAUGACGAAGAUGACCUCGUUGAUGAUUAUUGUUCUUCAGAUGAAUUCGAUGAUCCGAAUGAAUAUUAUGCUGGAGAAGCACCUGCUGUUGAACCGGUUGAACCAUUAACCAAUACCCGGUACAAUAAGGCUUUACUUAUGCGAAUUGAGCGAAGCAAACAGAAAGUCGCUGGUAAUAAUCCAUCAACAGUAGCGUCUCAAGGAAAACCCCUUACGGGUGGCGUGAUAGCAUGCCCUAAUACCCCCGAAAUGCCACGACGUUCCGCACAAAAUGCGGUUAGGUCAUCACUUCGGCAAUCUGUACCAAGAGAUUCUAGCUUAAAUCGUUUACGUGGAGAAGUUCCGAACUCCUUGGCGUCGGCUAAGAAGCAACUUCUACAGACGGCCACUCAGAACUCUGUAUCGAAAAAGGUUCAACCUAAGUAUAUGGAUAUUUCGAAAUACAAAACAAAUCAGUCAGGAAAUUUCCUUCGUAAGGAUGGAUCAAAGAGCACCUUAGUGUCAACACCACGAAAUGAAAUCAAGAGAAGUCCAAGUAGUGCUUCCGUUGUGCUGAAUCGCAGCGAUCCAGUCCGGGCGAGUAAUCGGAGUGUAAAAUCUGCUGGCGGGAAACCAAGUGGUAAUCCAGUUGCUAAGCAGAAAGAAAAUGAAUUAGCAAUGUGGCGUCGACGAGCCACCUACGAUCCAAUGAAAGCUGCCGCCGAAGGGCGUCGGAAGCAAGAGGAAGCCAAAAGAACAACCCAACCAAAAACUUCAGAUAGUUCCGUAGUUAUGCGAUCACAAUCAUUUCAUAGCGGCGUUGGACAACUUUCGGCAACUAGUCGUAAUAAUAACGAUAAUAGUCAUCAUCAACACCAAAAAAGAUUGCCAGGUACAAGUGGCGGUGCUGGCCUUCUACCAGCUACUAAUAGUAAUUCCGUAAAUAGUAAUGACGACAACGACGAGAAUGAUGACAAUGGGGAUUGUGCAUAUGGGAGUGAGAACAGUAAAAAUAAUCGAUGGACAUUAACAUCAACUGAAUCAAGUGAUGAAUGUGAUGAUGGUGAUUUCAAUCGGCAUACAAAUAUGUAAAUGCGAGGAAGCUAUAUAGCUAUAUAUCAUACUUUAAAAUAUUUGAUUAUCAUAUAUAAUACUAUAGAAAUGUGCAAUUUUAUCUCUUCAAAUGAUAGUUUAGUGCGUAAUGAUAAUAUAUCCUAGAUCAGAGGAAGAAUCCAAUGUGUAAAUUAUAUUGACAUAUUCUAGCAAUCAAAAAAGAAUCAAUGAAAGUAGUAUUUAACUUGAAUAGAUGUUUUAUAUAUUGUACGUGUAAUUAAAAAAUGAUGGCAUUAUAUGGGAGGUCGAGGUGGAAAAUCAAAUCAAUAAUAAUGAUAAUAAACCGGGGAGAGACAAUGAAAGUGAUAUUAAAGUUUUACUAUAGUGAUAUGAAAUCGAAUAGGGUCUAGCGAAAAGCAGAGUGAACAAUUUACCUUCAAGUUAGGAAAAGUUGAAACCAAUUAAAAAUUCUAAAAGUAGAUAUUUCAACUAUUUACGUUUUCGAAAGAUACUGGUAUCUCUAAAAUAAUUUAAAACACUUCAGGUUCAACUGUCGUUUAAGUUCUGUUAGCAGGGAAACGUAGCGAAAUUCAUCGUCCAAAAUUAAUUUUCCAAUAGAAUUUAGUUUUUUCAUGCUCAGGCAAUUGUUUUCAGAUAAACAGAACCGCACUUUGUAGAAUGAAUUGUGAUUGGCGUGACAAAUGAUUCAGUAGAAGAACAUUUAUUGCACAAAAUGAUUACAUUAAGAAAGAAAAAUGAAGCCAUUUUAUGAAGAAAAUAUUAGAGCAAACGAAAUUAUUUAAGAAACUUAGAUAGAUGUCCUUUCAAUUAUGGAUCUGAUCUUUUAUUUAUUUAUAAUUAUCUUUUGAAACUCGGAUUUUAUUAUUUUGGUUUUCAAUUUGUUUUUAUUGAUAUUGUUUCGUUUAAUUUUGUAUUUGCUUACAAAUGGUCACUCCAAUUGUCCAAAAGACGCUGUGCAAAAUCACAAUCCAAAUAUACCUAACAAGAAUUCAGUUAAUUUUUAGAAUAUCUCUUUUUUAAACGAAUACAUUUAUUACCGUAAUGGUGGAUUAGAUGACUUUAAAGCCCCCAAAAGCAACUGGAAUAGAACUUACAUGGUUAGAUACAUUUGAAAGAGCUAGUAAAAAGUUUAGAGUGAAAUUCCAGAAAACCAAAAACAAUAAAUAUGAACAAAUUCUCCAGAGACCAAAAAGAAAUGUAAAACAAAACUUUGAGAUAGUUACAAUUAAUGUGUACCGUUAGUCUAUUAUAUUUAGCUAUGCUAGAAAAAGAAAUUGAUUUACAGAAGAAUACUCAUUUUCAAAUUCGUUUUCUUUCAAAGAAAAUUAAAUCAUUAAAACCAGAAGUCAUAAGCAUAUAUACAUACUGCAUAGAAUAAAUGGAAAGGAAUUUCGAUGAAAUCUUCUUUUGUUAUCGAUUUGUUGUCUAUUUUAGUUUGAAUAACUAAAACUAUGACCGCCGAAAUGAAAAUAUAAAUACGAAAGAAACGGCUUUGUAGAGCGAUGUUAUGUGGGAAACACUGAAUUGGAACUGAAAACAAAUAUCCAAACAAACCAACUGCUUCUAAUAAGCAUAUAUAGUAUUAUGUUAAACUCAUUAAAUGUUCGAAAGUUUCAAAACAAUUGAAUAAAAAUCAGACAACUCAAAAUUAUCCAUUGUGAGAAUUCAUAAGUCGCUCUAUAAACCUCGUUUACAUAUGUAAAUGCAUACAUAUGUACACAAACGAUUCAAAUACAAUAUUCAAACUACAUAUUUUUGAUGGAUUAUUGAAUAUAUACAUACAUGCAAACAGUAUAAAAUUACGAGAAUAAAAUAUGUAAAGAAGAAAACCAGAUCUAGGAUCAUCUUAAAUAGAAUCGAAUUAAACUUUAUAGUAUUAGCAGAAUAUGUAAAAAAUACGUCCUGAUUUUGAUCACAUUUAUGUAAGCAUAUACUUUUAUCUUUAUAUCGUUGUAAUUUCAACAGAAUAAAUAUUGUGUAUUGUUUUUAUACAUUUUAUUUGAAUGUAGAAAAGUUUAAAUUCAAUCUAUAAUUUAUAUUGUAUUAAAUCGCUUUUCUAUUAAAGAAACAAUUGUUUUUAAAAAUC